Molecule: messenger RNA, 1955 nt
Organism: Megalopta genalis
Lineage: Eukaryota; Metazoa; Arthropoda; Insecta; Hymenoptera; Halictidae
Source: RefSeq, a predicted model, not a curated record
UUCUUGAAUUGAGAGACUACUGUAUGUUUAAUUAGUAGUAUAAGAUAAAGUGCUAAAGCUAUUAAUUAAAAUCGUUGCUAUUUUAUGUACACAAAUAUAAAUGUCCACUAUUUGCAAUAAUUAUGUUUUCAAUACUUGAUUACAUCAAUAGAGGACGAUCACAAUUCGUCGAUUCAUGAAAGGGUUAUAAGAAUUAUGUAUUUGAACGACAAAUGAAUUCCGAAUUUUUGGUUCAGUAUUGUAUGGCGAAUCCUCGAGUUGAUUGAAAUUGGAGGUUAUAUGCUUCCUUUGUUUUUUUACUGUUGAUGUCUAUUCACAGUUUUAAUUGCGCAUAAUUUUAAUUCGUAAUGGCUGAAUUUCCACUGAAAAAAGUGGAAUUACACACCGACGUGUAUAUGGUAUGUCUCCAGCAUGCUCUAUCAACAGAAAGCUUCGAAGUAAUGGGUCUUUUGAUGGGAAAUAUAGUUGACGGCGUUGCACAGAUUGUUGCUGUUCUUAUUUUACGAAGGUUGGAUAAAAAGAAAGAUAGGGUAGAAAUCUCUGAUGUACAGUUAUACAAAGCUGUUAACGAAGCAGAACGAUUAACAGAGGAAUUAAAUCGUCCUGUACGUGUCCUGGGCUGGUAUCAUUCGCACCCACACAUCACAGUUUGUCCAUCGCAUCUCGAUAUUGCAACUCAAGCAACGUAUCAAACAAUGGAUCACAAUUUUGUGGGUUUGAUAUUCUCAGUAUUUUCAGAGAGUAAGGAAUCUAAGGAACAAGAAAUCUUUCUGACUUGUUUCCAAUCACAUCAUGGGAAAGCAAUACAAAUCCCGCUAGAAAUCGUGCAUACGCCGAUACUGGAUAAAUGCUUAAAAGCGAUAACAGAAUUACCAAAGAUAUUGGUUCUAGAAGAAGAAGAGAUGGCAGGAAGAUGUAAAGAUAAUGGAGACGUUCUUGCUAGCAUACAUAACAAUGCUGUGAGAACACGGACGUUGGUUCACAUAACAGACACAAUUACGAAGCCUCUAAUACUGACAUUUGAAAAAAGAAUAGCUUUAAAUAAAUUACGUGUUGCUCAUCUUCAGAGGCAAUUACAAGAACUACAAAAACACUACAGGGUAUGUUCAUACUUGGAUGAACAUAAAUUCUUUUUUUUAUGUAAGAAAUUUUUACAAUCAAAAAAAUUCUGAUCAUUGUAAUUGUGAAGAUAAUGAUUUUCUAAGGGGUUAAACAAGACAAAUAUUUUCUUCGUUUUUUUCGUGGAUUUUUUCGAAUACACAUUCAAUUUUUUUCCACUCCUUAAUAAUAAAGUUACUAAGUUUUUAUACUAUUUAUUGUGUAAGAAAGAAAUUAGGUUAUAUGUACAAACUGUACACAGUUAUUUAAAUAAUAAAACAAGAAUUUCUUUUCUUUUUUUACUCUGAUGACUUUCUUCAUUUACUAUAAAUAAGAACAGACAAAACGAACCCUUCAGUGAUUAUUUUUAUUUUACCUUUCACGAACAAAGAUCUGGCAAUUAAUUGCACAGUUCUAUAUUUACACUACGAGAACAACAGUGUAUUUUUUUUUUUUAAUGGACUUAAAGUGUAUUCAUAACACGGAUUCUGCAGAACGAGAAAGAUGUAUAGGAUGAGAAGGACUACGUGCUAACCUUUUGCGAGGCAGCUUUUCCAGAGUAGGUAACAAUUUUGCGAAGUCGGGUCGAUUUUCUGCGUGGUAUGACCAGCAAAGCAUUAAGAUGUCCUAUAAAUUCAGUGAACAAAGUUAUGUCAAAAUAUUGUAAAAAUUGUACAGUGAAAUCGCAACAAAUGCGAUGAAACUUUUAGAUAUAAUAUGUACUUUAUGUACCAUGCGGCACCAUUCAAGACACUUCCAUAUCAAGACAGAUAUGUAUAUCUCUUUGAAAGAAAUGUCUAUAAUGAUGCUUUUGUCUAUGUGCUUCUAUUGUUUAAUAUAAAUAUACCUUUACAUCA